UCGCGCGGAGGCCCUUGAGCACGCCCAUUGGCUGACCUUGGAGGCGCGGCUAGAAAACCGACCAAUCAAGAGGUCCUUCCCGGAUUCCCCAGCCUCUCCAAGGCUCCUCUCUUUUUCCCAUCUCCUGUUCCCCCCUGCCCCGCCCCCCAGCAACGCUGGGGUUUGAAUCCCGCCUCUGAUGCUUCCUGCUGCAUGACCCCUGUGCCUCAGUUAACUCAUCUGUAAAAUGAAAGUAAUGCCAGCAAAUGAGAUAGCGUGUGUAAUGGUCAUCUACUGCCGUCACCACCAUCAUCACUGUUCUCUCCCUUCGCUUCCAAUCGGCUGCGGGAAUCUUUCUCCCAGGCUUUCCCCUCUACUCUCCAGAAGGACCUUUGGAGUUGCCAGGAGGCAAGCUUAGAGCAUUUAUUAAGCUCUUACUGUAUGCCAGACACUGUGCUAAGCGCUGAGGAUACAAGAAGAAACAAGAAACUGCCCCUGCCCUCAAGGAUCUUACAUUCUAAUUGAGGAAGAUAAAACGUUUAAGGGUAGAUUUGGAGAGGAAGGUUAGUAGGGGCCAGCAUUGGGGGAGGAGUGGAAGGUCCCGGGAUCCAGAAGGUAGACAAGUCUGGAGAGUGAGUUGGGCUGGAAGUGAAUUGAGCACGUUCGGGGGCUCCUCCUGACCUCCUCCUGAGCAAGGGAUCAGCUAUGCAGCCAAUCAGUCAACUGGCAUUUACGAGCACCUACCGUGUGCCAGGCCUUGUGCUGCGUGCUGGUGAUACAUGAAAGGCAAAAGACAGUCCCUGCCCUCGAGGAGCUCCCAGUCUGUCCGAGGAGAGAGGCCACCUGCAAACAACGGCGGACAAACAAGGCUGCAACACUGAGAGCUGGAAGGCAGUCCGUCUCGUCGGUCCUUUUUCCUUCCUACUAUAUAUAAGACUCUGCCCUUAGACGAGAGGAUGGCCCCUGUGCUCCUGACAGCCAGGACCCGCCAGGAGUUGGUGACGUUCCAGGACGUGGCCGUGGAUUUCUCCUGGGAGGAGUGGGGGCAGCUUGGCCCCGCCCAGAAGGAGCUGUACCGGGAGGUGAUGCUGGAGAACUACGGGCACCUGGUCUGCCUGGGACUUGAGGAUUCAAAACCAGAUGUGAUUGAGCAGCUGGAGCAGCAGGGAGCACCUGGGAUGCAAGAAGGAUCUGCCCUGGCAAGCACCUGUCCAGAUUGGGAGAACAGACCCAAAACCAAGGAGUCAAUUCCAAAGCUGGGCAUUUCUAUGGAAGAGUCAUUCCAAGAAAGUUUCAAAAGGGAUGGUACCUGUGUCUCCAAGUUCGUAGAAUGUGAGGCUGGGUUAGAAAGAUGGCAGAGCUAUGAGAAGAAACGUUCUAAGCAAGUAAAAACUUUCCAAAGGAAAAUUUCCAAUAAAUUGAAGCACCACAAAUGUCAGAAAUAUGACAGAAUCUUUGGUCUAGAGUCAACCUUUGUUUCCCAACCAAAACUAUAUGUUGGAAAGAGUUUCCACCAAUACAAUAAACAUAGAAAGAUUUUCAGAUUGUUUUCUGACUCAGACAAGUAUAAUAAAAUCUCUUUGAAGAAUACGUUUUCCAAAUUUGAUGAAUGUGAGAAAUCCUUCAGUUAUAAUUCAGACUUUUUAAAACGUCGUAGAAUAAAUACUCAGGAGAAACCUCGUGAAUAUAAUGAAGGUAGAAAAACUUAUCAGAGCUCAUCCAUUAUUUCUGUCCCAACAAUCAAUACUGGAGAGAAAUCCCAUAAAUGUAAUGAAUGUGGAAUGUCUUUCUUCAGUAGCCUACAACUAAUUGAACAUUGGAGCAUUCAUAUGGGAGAGAAACCUUAUCAAUGUAAUGAAUGUGGAAAGGUGUUUCGCUGGAGUUCAGGACUUACUGAACAUCAGAGAAUUCAUACUGGAGAAAAACCUUAUGAAUGUACUGAAUGUGGGAAGACUUUCAGUCAUAGGUCAUCCCUUACUUCCCAUUACAGGAUUCAUAGUGGGCAAAAAACUUAUGAAUGUAAUGAAUGUGGCAAGGCCUUCUACUGGACCUCAGAACUUACCAAACAUCAGAGAAUUCACACUGGAGAGAAACCUUAUGAAUGCAGCGAAUGUGGUAAAGCUUUCCAUCAGAGCAUACAUCUUACUCAACAUCAGAGAACUCAUACUGGAGAGAAACCUUAUGAAUGUAACGAAUGUGGGAAGGCCUUUGGCCGAAUUGCACUCCUUACUGAACAUAAGAGAAUUCACACAGGAGAGAAACCCUAUGAAUGUAAUGAGUGUGGGAUGGCCUUCCGGUGGAAUUCAGGACUAACUGAACAUCAGAGAGUUCAUAGUGGAGAGAAACCUUAUGAAUGUAAUCAAUGUGGGAAGACUUUCAGUCGUAGAUCAUCCCUUACUUCCCAUCACAGGAUUCAUAGUGGGAAGAAACCUUAUGAAUGUAAUAAAUGUGGCAAGGCCUUCUAUUGGAUGUCAAAACUUACUAAGCAUCAGAGAAUUCAUACAGGAGAAAAGCCUUAUGUAUGCAAUGAAUGUGGGAAGACCUUUAACCGAAGCACACAUCUUACUCAACAUCUGGGAAUUCAUACUGGUGAAAAACCUUUUGAAUGCAGUGAGUGUGGGAAGGCUUUCAACCGCAGCAUACAUUUUACUCAACAUCAGAGAAUUCACACUGGAGAAAAACCUUACGAAUGUAAUAAGUGUGGAAAAGCCUUCUGCCAGAGCUCAGGACUUACUAGACAUCAGAAAAUUCAUACUAGAGAGAAACAUUAGGUUAUAAUGACUGCAGGAAGGCUUUCUGCCACAAUAAAAAAAAAAAAAACUUCCUGAUCAUCAGAGAAUUAAUUAACUAUUAAUUGGAGAAGACUUACAAAUGUGAUAAAUGUGGACAGCUUCUCCAUAAGCUAUCCCUUACUUCCAGUAGAUGAUUAUAUGAGAACUUAUAAGUGUAUUGAAAGUGGGAAGGUCUUCCAUGGGAGCACAGAGUUCAGUAUACAUUGCAGAAUUAAUAGUGGAGAGAAUUAACGAAUGUCAGAAGCCUUUCAUACGUUUUAUUGCUCAUCAGAAACUUCAUACUGGAGAGAAAUUUUAUAUAAUAAAUGUGGGAAAAUUUUCACCUGAAUCAAAAGUCUUUCAAAAGUCUUACUCAAUAUCAGAAUUCAUAUUGAGCAAUAUUUUAUGAAAAUUAAGCCUUCUCUAAGUGAAGCACAGUUUCAUCUGAUUAUCUGAUAGCUCUUCCAAACAUUUUCCUCUCAAGUCUCCAAACCCAAAGCCUCCCUUUUCCAAAGCCACAGCUAACAAUAGAUAAUGAUUUUUUUGAUAAGCAAAAAUUGUCAUCUUCCAGAUAUUUUAUCCUUUAGUUAAUCACUUAGCAUUUAUUAAGUGUGUACUAUAUGCCAGGCACUAUUAUACUAAGUGCUGUGGAUACAAAG
Molecule: messenger RNA, 3409 nt
Organism: Vombatus ursinus (common wombat)
Lineage: Eukaryota; Metazoa; Chordata; Mammalia; Diprotodontia; Vombatidae
Product: zinc finger protein 883-like
Exons: 4
Coding region: 936-2750 (604 amino acids)
Biological process (GO): negative regulation of transcription by RNA polymerase II
Molecular function (GO): DNA-binding transcription repressor activity, RNA polymerase II-specific
Source: RefSeq, a predicted model, not a curated record